AUGGCGAAAGGAUCCAAGUCAGCGGUACCAGCUACGCCGGUGAAGUCGGUACGAGGAUCGGCCGAAGGUUCGUCAACGAUCGCGAGUGACUUAACGUCUCGGUUGUCGACGAUCUCCGAAAGGUCGGUCAGUUUCGAAGAGUCGGUCGACGAAGAUUCGGACGCCAAGGAUGACAUGAUGAUGGACUAUGAUGACCUGGAGGAGAAGACUCCAGUGACGACGCAGGAGUUCGGAGAUGAAGAAGAUGCGAUGCUGUCCGGGGGACGUAGCGGAGGCUCGCGCUCCUUGUCCCGGAACCUCGUCGCAGAAUUUGAUGAAGUGGCGAAACCCGACCAUGCGGAUGACGACUUUGAGGAUGGCACCGAGACCUCGGCUUCGAGGGCUCUGGUGCAGGUUACUAAGGGUCCUCAAGAAUCCCGCGGAAGUCGGCCCGCUAUGAACAGCAGCACUCCAGCUGCGAACAAGGUGCUCGGCAGAAUGCUCGAGCAGAUGGUGGCCGAGGACACGGUGUCUCUCCUACGAGUGAUGGGCUGCGAGCCAAGGAAUCGUCCGUCCGAAGUCUCGAUCAAGAGUUGGACGCCAGGUCUCGCCGGCAAGGAGCUACAUAAGUGGAAGAGGAAGCUUCGCCUGAGCUUCGGGGAGUCGGACCUGACUCUGGGACGCCCCCCGAGUGCUCGCCCCGCGAGGGAGCAAGCUGAUCCUUCGAAGAUCCCACUGCCACAGACACCCAAGAAGUCCGCCGAGCGGUCAAACCAAAGCCAAGCGACGGACGGAGUGUUCUCCGCCAAGACCGAAGGUUCGCCGUACUUCCAAGACUCGCACAUGGCGAGUCGAGCCGACCGUAUUGCGCGUGAGUCCGAAGGUUCGCGACGCGAGCGGAGCACGCAACGAAGCUCCACGCGACGCUCAAGCCGCCGGUUUACACCGCGCGAUGACUCCUCGUCCGACGAGGACAACAAUGACAACAUCGACUAUGAAGAUGGGUUUGACAGCCCGAGCGAUGAGUUGGCCCGUCAAGUGCGCGAAGUGAGUGAGAUGGAGCGUCUGAGUUCGACUCCUCGGCUUGAGAUCGCCACACACCGGCCGCUUGCGCAGAUCAAGAAUUUCUCAGGAGCCCGCAAUCGGAGUGAAAACUCUAUGCAGUGGCUCCGAGCUUUCGUCUACAAGAUGAAGGGAACGCACACACCGCCUAACGAGUGGUGCAUGGCUUUCGAGCUGAGCCUUCGGGACGGUGCCCUUCACUGGUACCGUCAACUCCCGAAGAGGACUAAUCGUCAGUGGAAGCGACUGAGUGAUGCGUUUAUCAAGUAUUACUGCUCGCAGUUUAGCCAGUCUGCGAAGGCUCGCUACUACUCUGCGAAGCGCGAGUCCUCGGAACACCUUUGUGACUACCUCAACCGACUGAAUGGUUACGCCCGUAAUGCUGGCAUACAGUUCAAGAGUGGUGGUCGCGAUGCGAAGGACCAUGUACAGCGGUUCCUCGAGACGUGCGGUGACCGAAGCCUCGAACGCCGGCUUUGCCACGUUCGGGUGAAGGACAUUCACGAACUCGAGGACAUGAUCAACGACAUCUUGAAGUCUGAAGAGCGUGGGCGAGACCAACCGCGUCGUCGUGAUGACCGUCGCCACGAAGCUUCGCGUGACAGUUACCGUCGCGACCGCGACCGUGGAUACGAACGUCGCCGCGAAGACUCGCGCCAUGUUCCGCGCAUUUCGCGGGCUGAAGCUUCGCUGUCAGACUUGGUCGCUGAACUGCAAGUCCGCGGUACCAAGGGUGGUAGAGCCGAGCGCUCGUCGCCACGCCGUACCCCGUACAGCGACAGCGAGAGUGACGCCAGUUAUUAUCAUUACUCCGAGAGCGAUCCGAGUGAUGGUGGCUACAGUGACGUUAGCAGCUCUGGUGAGGGAGGAGCUCACGUCGCUGCUGCCAAUGAGCGCGAGCGACGCCAAGCAGCUGAAGGAACGUACGCGCGCCCUGACCAACGUCAACGCAAGGGAUGA
Molecule: messenger RNA, 2001 nt
Organism: Phytophthora sojae
Lineage: Eukaryota; Oomycota; Peronosporomycetes; Peronosporales; Peronosporaceae
Exons: 2
Coding region: 1-2001 (666 amino acids)
Source: RefSeq, a predicted model, not a curated record